UUCCAAUAGUUUUUUUUAUUAUAUAUAUUUAAGUACAAACAUCCACACCCACACACACGUACGCAUAAACACAAACACACACAUGUACAUAUAUGAAUAUACGUAUACAAGCAUUCAAAUGUUCAUAGUCAUUGCAGGUUAGUUCAAGCUCAACGUGAUUUUCUUAGAGGGAAAACCAAAAAAAAAAACCAAGCAAAAAAUCAAUAAGAAAAAUACAACGAAAAUUCAAAGUCAGGUUAAACAAACCAGGAACAGAAAAUGAUCUUAAUCUACACAGUAUCUCUAAUAAUGCUGACGGCAUUGGUAAAUGCUGCUAAUCCUUGCUGCUCGUUUCCAUGCCAACACAAAUCUGUUUGUAUGACCAAAGGAUUUGAUGAUUAUAUAUGUGACUGUAGCCAAACAGGUUACUAUGGCAAAAACUGUGAAAUACCAACAUUUCGUCAAACAAUUAUCAGUUUUAUAAAACCGACCCCUGAUACUGUACAUUAUAUCUUAACAAAUUUCCCAGUGUUAUGGACAAUUGUGAACAAUGUCCCUUUUCUCAAUAACAUUGUUAUGGCUUAUGUAUACGUAUCGAGGGGACAACUGGUGGACAGUCCCCCUCUCUAUGUGUCCAACCAGACUUUCACAUACUUGGACAUCUACUACAACAGGUCAACAUUUGUGCGCAAUCUACCACCGGUCCCCAAGGAUUGUCCCACGCCGUUGGGCGUUGUAGGUCCCAAGGUCCUUCCUGACACAAAUAAACUCAUAGAACUCUUCAGGAGACAAGAAUUUAAACCUGACCCCAUGGGAACAAGUCUGCUAUUCGCUUUUAUGGCUCAACAUUUUACUCACCAGUUUUUCAAGACUGACCUAACCAAAAAUCCCGACAUGCAAUGGGGUAAUCAAGGCGUUGAUGCCAGUAAUAUCUAUGGCAAAAAUCUUCAUGAAGAGAAUCUUUUAAGAACAUUCAAAGAUGGUAAAAUGAAGUCUCAGAUCAUAAACAACGAAGUAUGGCCACCCCAUGUAAAAGACGCUCCUGUCUCAGCCAAGUUUUUAGAUAAAAUAGAUCAGAAUUUCCAUUUUGCAGUUGGUCAUGAGUUCUUCAAUGUGGUCCCGGGCCUCAUCGUCUUCUCCACUGUUUGGCUGCGGGAACACAACCGAGUCUGCAACAUUUUAAAGAAGGAGCAUCCAGAAUGGUUAGAUGAACAAUUGUUCCAGACAACUAAGCUCAUAAUCAUUGGUGAAAUAAUCAAAUUGAUUAUUGAAGAGUAUGUCAGCCACCUGGCACAUUAUGGCUUAAAUAUUCGCUUUGAUCCAGAACUGCUCUUUAAUCAACGUUAUCAAUACCAGAACCGAAUUGCCAUCGAAUUCAAUCAUCUAUACCACUGGCAUCCAUUCAUACCUGACAUUUUCAACAUCAAUGGAACAAUGUACACAAACAGGGAGUUUUAUUACCAUCCUGAGAUUGUUGUAAAGCAUGGAAUGAAGGCAUUUGUUGAUUCCUUGUCACGACAAACAGCUGGUCAAAUGACAGCUUACAACCAUGGAGCAGUCACACUGCACGUUGCCAAAGAAAUCAUUGAACAUGGUCGAUUGCUUCGAUUACAGUCAUUCAAUAAUUAUCGACGACGGUUCAAUUUGAAACCUUACAAAAACUUCUUUGAAUUGACAGGUAACAUGGAACUGGCAAAUAUACUUGAAAAUUUUUAUGGAGAUGUGGAAGCUGUGGAGAUGUAUGUUGGAAUGAUUGCUGAGAAACGCCAACACAAAUCAUUGUUUGGACAAACCAUUAUCGAAAUGGGAGCCCCUUUCUCUGUGAAGGGUCUUAUGUCGAAUCCUAUCUGUAGUCCCGGAUGGUGGAAGCCGUCCACGUUUGGUGGUGAUGUAGGUUUCAACAUUGUCAAGACACAAACUUUCAAGAAACUGUUUUGUCAAAACAUGAAAGACGGUUGUGGAUUGGUUAGUUUACGGAUACCCGAAUGGACGGAAGAAUAUGAAGAAUCUCGGCGUAAAAUUGAAAAUGAAGCUAUGUACAGGAUGCCAUCAACAAAGGAAUCAACUUCAGAGAAGCCCCUAAUGUCAAACAGUAAACCACAAUCGAACGAAUUAUGAAUCACUACAGAAUAAAAAUUAUUAGCCUCACUCCUGAAUAUACACCCAGACACAUGUGUACAUGUCACUGAAACUCAUACACAAAUACAUACAUCUGCACAUAUACACAUUUUUGAAAAAUUUAAAAUUUUAAAUACAUAAGUGUUUCUUGGAAAAUGGGUUUCUUGGAAAAUGGGUUUCUUGGAAAAUGAUCAUCAGACAUGUUCACUGAUUGUCAAUAUUUAAAGAUUGACCAUUUCCAUUCACUAAAUUUUUUCUAGCUGUAGUAACAGUGACUACCCUGUGUCUGUAUGUGUAAAUGUGCAUGCAAAACAGAAUGAUUGCGUCUAUAUGUGGUGUAUGUGUAUAUAUAUAUAUGUAUAUAUGUAUAUGUGCAUGUAAAUGUAUGUAUAUAUACAUAUGUGCAUACAUACAUAUAUGUGUGUGUGUGUGCAUACACAAAAUAUCUGUGUGUGUGUGUGUGUGCACGUAUACAUAUAUAUGUGUGUGUGUGUGCGUAUACAUACAUACAUACAUAUAUAUAUGUUCGAAAAAAGUUCAUUUUAUGUUUUCGUUUUCCGUUUCCCAUUGUGUUUAAUGUUUUUUUUUUUAUGUCCUGUACCCAUAUAUGCAUGUAUGUAUACAUAUAGAUGUAGGUACGUACAUAUAUGUAUGGAUAUAUGCAUAUAUCUAUAUAUUUAUAUUAUUAUUAUAUAUAUAUAUAUAUAUAUAUAUAUAUAUAUGUGUGUAUUUAUAUAUAUAUGUGUGUAUUUAUAUAUAUAUAUAUGUGUAUUUAUAUAUAUAUAUAUAUGUAUUUAUAUAUAUAUAUAUAUGUAUUUAUAUAAUCAGGGACAUAUAUUCCAGGUGUGCUGCACGCUCAUCAAGAAUGGCAAAUUCAUUAUAAAUACUAACCCUAAGAUUCCGAGUUCGAUUCCAAACAGUGACCUGAAUAAUAAUAAUAAUAGUAGUAAUAAUAAUAAUAAUAAUAAUAAUAAUAAUAAUAAUAAUAAUAAUAAUGAUAAAA
This is a messenger RNA of Octopus bimaculoides (California two-spot octopus), 3100 nucleotides long. Its product is annotated as prostaglandin G/H synthase 2. Lineage: Eukaryota; Metazoa; Mollusca; Cephalopoda; Octopoda; Octopodidae. Gene Ontology annotation, biological process: cyclooxygenase pathway; response to oxidative stress. Gene Ontology annotation, molecular function: peroxidase activity; heme binding; prostaglandin-endoperoxide synthase activity. The record is from RefSeq and is a predicted model, not a curated record. Gene Ontology annotation, cellular component: neuron projection; cytoplasm.